Messenger RNA from Dicrocoelium dendriticum, 639 nucleotides. NCBI's taxonomy places the organism in Eukaryota, Metazoa, Platyhelminthes, Trematoda, Plagiorchiida, Dicrocoeliidae. The record is from the annotation of a GenBank genome assembly.
AUGAGGAUCGGCAACUAUCUUGUGACAAUAUGUUUUCUGCUUCUUCAACGUCGGAGUAAAGGAUCAGUCGAGUUUACUUUUGAAAUCAUCAGUUACUCUAAUCCACUUCGUCUGGAUGUCAAUUCGAACACGUGCGAAUUUUUCUAUUUCCUUGGUGAUGGUUGUGAUCCUGAAUUCACACUUACCAUAUAUAUUACAUCUGCUACUGGAAGGAAGAGCUUGGCAAUUCGUGAAAAGGCGGGUCCCUUUUAUAAUCACCUGGACAUUGUCAACGUUAUGCAGGUAACCGGAAUGCAGAAAAGUUAUCCUUUUAUAAUGGAUUUUGAGCUGAAUAUAGAGGAUUAUGAUCUAAUCAGUAACGAUGUUAUAGCGAGAUUUUCUGCGAAGCUUUUAUUCUCUGCUGUCGGAGUAUAUCAACUAGAGAUGGGUGACAAGGUGCGUGUUAAAAUCCUGCUUGCUUCCCUGUGCUCGGAAAAUUACUAUGGACAACAAUGCGAUGUAUAUUGUCGACCGGAGGAUGGAGUUUGGAUGUGCGACGGUGACACCGGAGAGCGAAUUUGCCUUGAUCCAACUAAAGUGGAUGACAACGAAAUACCGUAUUGUAAAUCUACAUUUUCGUCGCCCCUUUCGAGCCCUUGA